AUGAAAAAUGAAAUUAGCACUGGUAGCAGUGAUCUGACUGUUCAAGCUGGAGCUUCUUUUGCAAAAUAUUAUACCCAACAGACAUAUGGGGAACUCCAGAAAGGUGAGUCUAAAUAUUUAUUUGAAUCUCCAACAGAGCCUGUGACAUCCAUACUGUCUUCACAACAAGAUAUUGUUGAUGACGAUUUGGCUAAGAUACCUUCAAAUUCCCAAAAUAUUGCACCCACUAUUUCUUACAAGCAAAAGAAAGAACAAGGCUUAAUUCAGGAAAUAUCUGCAGGUGAUAGCCAGGAUGAUAUAUUCCCAUCCACCCAAGAUCAUGACUCCAUAUCUGUGGAAUAUGUGACUGAAAUUUUGCUGAUCUCGGGUUAG
Molecule: messenger RNA, 372 nt
Organism: Dentiscutata heterogama
Lineage: Eukaryota; Fungi; Glomeromycota; Glomeromycetes; Diversisporales; Gigasporaceae
Source: the annotation of a GenBank genome assembly